CUGAGUGGAUGGCGGCGUCAAGGUUUUCUGCCAAUCAGAAUAUCGGUAUAGACAGUUGUUUUCAGUGGAUCGUAUAAUAAAUACUAACCAGAGAGAGGUUAAGUAAGUGUAACAAUCUGAUACCUCUGAUAAAUCUCUGGUAAGUAAUAAUUAUUUAUUUCAAUAGAGUUUUUGUCACUUCAGUUUUAUAUACAUAAAAUAAGGCUACGAAUAGACAUAUUAUGAACAUAUUUUUGUAUUGUGUGCAUAGUGUAAAAUGUCUAAUAGGUGUUGUGCUCCAAGAUGCACCAAUUCUAACAAGAACAGAUAUGCCUUGACUAAGUUAGGUGAAGAUCCUCAACUAAGGCAGAAAUGGAUUGAUGCUGUGGGAAAACCAAAUUGGCAACCUCCAAAAUUAGCUGUACUGUGUGAAGUUCAUUUCCAUCCAUCGGCAGUAUACUGUGUAGGGAAACGAAAAUUCAUUUCAAAAAAUGCGGCACCAACAUUUUUCUGUAAAUGUGACAUCAUAGAUGAACAAAAUCUAAUUAAUCAUCAUUAUUCUUUAAGAUCAAGAUAUUAUACUAAAAAAUCUGAGUUAAAGUUAAAAAGAGAAAAAAAAUCGGGACAGUUUAUGCACAAUAAAAAUUGUUGUAUAAAACAAUCUCCUUUAGAUAUAAAAAUAUCAGAUCAAUCAAUAAAAGCAGGAUGUACAAAGGAACAGAAGAUAAAAUUAAAACGCUCACAAAUUAAUCCUGAUUACGAGACAAUUCCAGUAAAGUUAAAUAACAUUAUGCAAGAAAAUGAAGUUUUAAAGGAAAGAAUUCAUUGCUUACAAGAUGAUUUGAUGCAUCUAAAAUCGUUUAGAUUUGAUAUAAUGCACUAACAUUAUUAACAUUAUAAUAUUAUAAAUAUUAUAAUAUAAAUAUAAUAAAUUCUGUAAAUAUAAUUAUGUACAUAUUUCUCAAUUAUAUAUAAUUGUAUAUAAGUAUACAAAUUGUGCAUAAAACGUUUUAAUUUGAAAAAUGUAACAGAAUUCACUUUUAUAAAUUUGAUAUUUCUUUUGGAGUGUUGACAAUAUCAGCCACAUAAACAAAUUAACUUAAAGAUUCCCCGCAAAUGUGAUUUGUAUAAAAUUUUUCAAUUAUUUAGUUUUAGAAUGUUACAAAUAAUACUUAUGUGUAUUAUAUCUUAAACAUUAUAGUUUAAGCUGGCUUGUUAGCAGCAAACUCUUAUAAUAAUAAAAUAAUGAUUAGCAAUAUAA
Messenger RNA from Monomorium pharaonis (pharaoh ant), 1240 nucleotides. Its product is annotated as THAP domain-containing protein 2-like. Gene Ontology annotation, molecular function: sequence-specific DNA binding. The record is from RefSeq and is a predicted model, not a curated record. NCBI's taxonomy places the organism in Eukaryota, Metazoa, Arthropoda, Insecta, Hymenoptera, Formicidae. Bases 257 to 862 code for a protein of 201 amino acids. The transcript is spliced from 2 exons.